ACGAUAUUCUAUUUUUACUGCGAAAUACAUAGAUUUAAACUAGUUUGCAUAUCGAAUAUACAUAUGCCUUAAUGUUUUAUUUUUGAGCACAAUGUUAUAUUUUCCAUUUUGAAGUAGGGGAGUUUCACGCGCGAAAUUUGGUUUGAUUAUCGAAGCUAGUGUUGUCUAAUGCCUGUGCUAGGGCUGCAUCAGCGACAAUUGUUGUUUGUUAUCGAUAUUGAUAUGUUUUUGUGAGUAAACCGGUCAAUCGACCGUUACGUCUUCUUGACCUCGAACUUUUUAAAAUAAACAAUUGUAAAAUAUCCGAUAUUGGGUAUUAAAUAAUUUGGUACACUUAAAGGUAAAAUAUUUUUUGUAAUUUGCUUUUUGGUAUGUGUGGUCUUUCUACGUAAAUCGUUGUAUUCCAGGUGUGCAUUCAUUUGACAUUGAUAAAGUAAAGAGAACUUUAAGAGUAAAGUCUCUAUAUUAUUGAGUAUAGGAUUCUGAGAACUUCUCAGUAAUUCGCAUAAGGGUCGUUAUAUGGUCUAGGGCUAGACUCUAUGGGCGAAACUGUUAUCUGCUGCAACGACAUUUUAAAGUACAUAUAAAUAAUUGAGCGCAUACUUUUUAUAUGCCCGUAUGCACUGUAAAGUAAAAGUGAGUCAUUUUCCCCCCUUUGAUAUAUAGUAAAUCAAGCUAGUUGCAUUUUCUGACAGUCGCAUUGUAGAAAUCAAACAGUACACAGCACUAACAAAAUAAUCGUCCACAUGUCGCAGACAUUGAUCAAUCCUAGCAACAGGACACGUGGGGAUUAUGGCGCCACAUCAAGUGUUAUUCCCGAGAUGAAUUCGGCGAGCAUUUCGAGUUCUAACUCUGAACUUGACUCACUCAGCGAAGAAAUCGGUUACAAUAUAAACGCUGUACACAGCAGCACAAAGCAACUUGAAAAACAAUUGAAAUUAAUGAGCACCGCCAAAAAUUCAUUAACGAUUGGAAAAAAUGUACUCAGCAUUAACACUAAGACAAAUAAACACAUCCAGAUCACCAGUCAAAAACUGCAGCGUCUGCAGGCGGUGGUGCAACAUGGCGAUCGCCAGCAGAAGCUGCAUCUGGAGAAGCUGACGCAGGAAUUUCAGACGGUUGUCGACAAAUAUUCAAUGCAACAGAAAUUUAUCUCGGAGGCUAUGCGAGAAGCCAAGCAAAAGGCUGCCGAGGCGGCACGUGAGGCAGAGUUGUCUGAGGAAACAUAUCAGUUGGAGCAACAGCGUCAGGAGCAGGCUGAACUCGAGAGGGAGCAUGAUUUGCUCGUGGAGCGUCAGCGGCAAGUGGAGCAAAUUGAGGCCGAUAUUCUGGAUGUGAAUUAUGUAAUGCAAAAGUUAAGCGGUUUGGUGUACGAGCAGCGCGAGAUGGUUGAUGCUAUUGCACUCAAUGUAGAGGAAACAGCUGACAAUGCGGAGGAGGGACGCAAGGCUCUACAAGAAACGGUUGUUAGACAAAAUAAAAGUCGUCGUAAAGUAGUGAUAAUAUUAUUGAUUGUUGUGCUAAUAGCUUUAAUUGUAAUUGGCAUCAUAGUCAGCAAAUUAAAGUAAAUGUUUCUAAACU
Molecule: messenger RNA, 1581 nt
Organism: Drosophila sulfurigaster albostrigata
Lineage: Eukaryota; Metazoa; Arthropoda; Insecta; Diptera; Drosophilidae
Product: syntaxin-12-like
Exons: 2
Coding region: 747-1568 (273 amino acids)
Biological process (GO): vesicle-mediated transport; intracellular protein transport; vesicle fusion
Cellular component (GO): SNARE complex; membrane; endomembrane system
Molecular function (GO): SNAP receptor activity; SNARE binding
Source: RefSeq, a predicted model, not a curated record